Molecule: messenger RNA, 1064 nt
Organism: Mizuhopecten yessoensis (Yesso scallop)
Lineage: Eukaryota; Metazoa; Mollusca; Bivalvia; Pectinida; Pectinidae
Product: transmembrane protein 234 homolog
Exons: 6
Coding region: 117-503 (128 amino acids)
Source: RefSeq, a predicted model, not a curated record
CCCGCUUUUAGUGUAGCCAUUGAAACGUUUAGAUCACCAAGAUUAUACGAAAUUAAUUCACUUCCGGAUCAACAGACGAUAACAUUUCUUCUGGCAAACACAAGCAUCUGAAAACGAUGGUGAACACAUCUGCUCUUUGGUUUAUGGUGGUGGCGGCGAUGUGGGGAGGCACAAACCCUCUCAUCAAAAGGGGCAGUAAAGGUGUGGAAAACAUCAAGGAAAACAAUAGGAUAAAACAAUUUGUAUCCGAACUUAAAUUCCUUUUUUUUAACUGGAAGUAUUUGAUUCCAUUCGGCAUCAACCAAGGAGGAUCUGUUGUAUACUACCUAACACUGGCCACAGCAGAUUUAUCUUUGGCAGUCCCCAUCACAAAUUCCUUGACUUUUAUAUUUACAUCUAUAUCGGGAACUCUAUUGGGUGAGAAACCUCCAUCUUUAGAAACCUGUUUAGGUAUGGUACUAGUGGUGUGUGGGGUGUCACUCUGUGUGUUUGACAAAGUAUGAAUGGAUGUGAAUCAGAUCACCUCUUCCAGCACUACAUUAGAUAGUGGAACCCUACCUGUUCACACACAGUGAAACAGUUAAUGGAUCACGAUCUUAGAUCUUAACGAUCACAGUCAUGUGUACAUGGAAGCAUGCAUUGUUUUAACAUAUGGAGGAAUACAUUUGGAAUAUAAUGUAUGUUGGAGGAAAGGUGUCCGUGUUGAAAUAGCUAUGUAAUACAGGCUUGUAUUGGUUCAAUUGCAACACUAUAGUACUUACUGAUGUUGAGGAAUAAGUAAUACCGGUGGUAUAGUAACAUGCUGUCCAGUAUACUAACUGGAUUCAGGCAGACCAGCUGGUUUGCAUAACAUGGUAUAAGAUUCAUACUAAGUGUAGUAUGACUAAAGAUCAAGACAUAUACAAGGCAGAGUCCCAGUCUCCAAAAAGAUCAACCUUAUCAGCUAAUUCACGUGUAAUGCACGGAAUAGGAGUUUCUUACGUUGCUAGACCACAAAAAUACAACUCAAGGAUAAGGAAAUCUUAAAUGUAUGUGAAGCACAAUAUUAAAGAUUAUGUUCUGAU